AUGAAACAUUCAGUCAAAGCUUCAAAGGAACCAAAGAAACUUACAAUUGCCAAAAGAAUUUCAACUUCAUUUGAAGGAGAGCAAGAAGCAUUAUGUAUUUCUUUAUUAAUGUCUCAUGGUGUUAAAUUUACUUUAUUAAAACCAAGAAAAACACAUACUGGAACAGAAAAUGAUCCAGAAGCAUUAUUUUUUACAAUUCAAACAAUACAUUUUGGUGACUAUGAAGUGUUAUUUAAUUAUAUUACUGAUCAAAUUAUAAUUAAUGAAGAGAAACAAAUUUCUCCAGAAAAGAAAGAUAGAAAAAAAUAUGAAAAAAGAAAUGUCAUUUCCUCAACUAAUAACUUCCUUACUGAUUUAUUGAGACAUUUAGGAUAUUCUAUUAAGUUUAAAAAAACAAGAUCAACAAGUAUUAUUGUUAAAAUGAAUCGUGUUUCUAGUUUAGUAGGAAAUGGAAUAUGUCUAGAAGAUACUUCUUCAAUUUCUCAACUUGGAAAAAUGAUUAAUCAUAAAAUUAGAGAUAUUUUUGAUCAAGCAGAUAUUAAACGUGAAGAACCUAUUUUUUUCGAUUAUAAUAAGCUUGGAAUUUGUUUCAGAACAUUUGGUGAUAGAUCAAAUGAUAUUACUCAAUAUAUUUGUAAGAUUAUUACCCCUGAUAAAAUAUUAUUAUCUCAAACUAAAAAAGAAAACAACAAAAUAAUUGAAAAACAAUGUAACUCUUCAAUUAGUCCUUCUUUAGAUAUUAGUAGUUUUAAAACGGAAGGCAACAAAGAAGAAAUUAUAAAAAAUGAAAACAUUAGUGUUGUUUCUUUUGAUAGUCAAGAAAUAUCCUUUAAUAAUAAUUAUACUUUCACUAAUGAGGUAGUUGAUGUCAUUACUUUUAUUCCUUAUAACAAUUGGCAAGUUUCUUUUGAACCAUUUGAAAAUAAUACUACUCAACAAUUACCAACUCUUUCAAGUGUUGGGUUAAUUUAA
Messenger RNA from Entamoeba nuttalli P19, 972 nucleotides. RefSeq lists its product as hypothetical. The transcript has a single exon. NCBI's taxonomy places the organism in Eukaryota, Evosea, Mastigamoebida, Endamoebidae. The coding region runs from base 1 to 972 and encodes 323 amino acids. The record is from RefSeq and is a predicted model, not a curated record.